Molecule: messenger RNA, 1930 nt
Organism: Porites lobata
Lineage: Eukaryota; Metazoa; Cnidaria; Anthozoa; Scleractinia; Poritidae
Source: the annotation of a GenBank genome assembly
AUGUCGCUGACAAACUAUUUUCUUUUCGUUUCGAUAUUUUUUUAUGUCUGCAAAAUGAAACUGGCUGCAAACGACUACCCGAGAAGAUGCGAACAGAGCAGCGGAAGUAUUAGUAAAACGGGUAUCAAAAAUCGUGCUAUGCAAGGACACAGCUUUAAAAAUUAUACGCUGUCAAAACCGUAUGACUGUCACGUAAAAUGUUUCGAAGAGAGAUGCAAAUGCCAGGCGUACCAAAUGCGACAAAAUCAAUGCGAGUUGCUGGAUGAUGACAGGAUUUCAGCCCCUGAAGACUUUCUGGAGCAAAAGGAGUAUACGUACUAUGAUAUGAGUAGAGAAUACGUCGACCACCAGGUAACGAAUCAAUAUUGUUAAACUGUCCCCGGCUUUGCUAAUGGAAAAAAAGUGGACAGAGAGUCGUUUUGGCUUCAUCUGUCAAGAUUCUUCUUAAUAAGAGUAACGAAUGCAUUUCUGCUUAAUUCAUUUUUAAAUUCGUCAACUAUAGUUAAUAAAACGAGAUCGUAGUGUUUUGAAACUGGUUAAAACGCAUCUCAGUUAUCAAAUUUCUCUUUUUUUAUCUAUAUAUAUAAAUUGGUGAUUUAAAGUCUUUUUUUUAAAUCUUAGUAUCCUCUUUUCUUGAGAGACCUCUUUAAAGUUUCUUGUUUGAAAUUGAGAACUUUUGAAUAUAUUACCCCCUCAUUGUACAUGUUGUUCGAAACGUGAAAUUUUGGAUGGAUGAACAAUAUCUGUAACUCGCUUCAAUUAACUUCUCUGUUUCCUUUCUUGUUUUGCGACAUGAGGCUUCCUGACAGUAAAAAUCAACGCGGAAUGAAAAAAAAUUUUCUAGAUUAUUUGUUUGGCGUGCUUGACGCAUGGACAGAAUGAAAGAGUAGGUCUGGACGCGAAGCUCUUUACAAACCAUGCCCAUAUUGUUGAUAGUUUAUGAAAGCAAGGAAUUUGGUUCAGUAGAGAAAAUGUGCAAUUUGGCAAAUCUUAAAGCGGAGCUUCCAUUUGAACAGGGUCGAGCAAAUAAUAAUAUUAUCGUUAGGUAAAAGAAUUAUUUCAACAUGCACUUUUAACAUACUCUCCCGUUAUACUAUAUUAGACAUGUGCAAAGAAGGCUAAAAAACAGCAACCAUUCAUUAACCAGUGUUGUAAUGAGAAUCCAUGCGCCAAUGGAGGCACCUGCACUGAGCUAUUUGAAGACGCUAAAAACAAGUUCAACUGCACAUGUGCUGUGGGAUAUUACGGCAGAUUUUGUCAAAAACGAAGUGCAACAUCAUGCAAAGAGCAGCUACAGAAAAACGGAGGAAACCAUUCUGGAGUCUAUGAACUGUUUGACCCAGCGAAUAUGUCCAUGUACGAGGUCUUCUGUGAUGCCAUCUCUGAAAAAGGGUUCGUUUGGACUUUGAUCGAAUCUUUCAGCUUUCGAAAUAAUAAUGAAUUUGCGGAUAAAGCAUUUUACGAAGACUUUCCGGUAAAUCAGGACGCCUUUUCAUGGAACAAGUUUCGUUUAUCUUUGCCACUUAUGAAUGUCACAGCAAACCGCUCAACGCACGUGCGAGCAACGUGCAAUUUUAACACUGAAGAACUUAGAUACAGCGAUUACUUGAGGGCCAAGUUAACCGAUAUCGAUGUCAUGCGUUUGCGGGAUUUUUUUGGGUGCAAGAAAUAUGAAUUUAUUAGCGUCCGAGGAUAUAACUGUACUAACUGCACUUCUGACUUCAUCCAAAAGGAUAUUUGGCAUGCGCACAUUGAUUCGUAUUACGGCGGUACACAGAGAGGAUGUCAGUGUACCAGGAUAUCCGUAGGUGCAGUGAAGGGACUGACAGGCGAAGAUAACUUCGGAUGGUAUGGAACAGUUAAUACGGAUCACAGUUGUGUCUCGAGCGAUGAUUCGACAACUCAGUGGUGGUUUGGAGUGCGUUACUAA